Cutaneotrichosporon oleaginosum is the source of this 1824-nucleotide messenger RNA. RefSeq lists its product as uncharacterized. Gene Ontology annotation, biological process: 'de novo' IMP biosynthetic process. Gene Ontology annotation, molecular function: ATP binding; metal ion binding; phosphoribosylaminoimidazole carboxylase activity. The record is from RefSeq and is a predicted model, not a curated record. NCBI's taxonomy places the organism in Eukaryota, Fungi, Basidiomycota, Tremellomycetes, Trichosporonales, Trichosporonaceae.
UGACUACUCUGCACAAACACAAACCAUGGCUCCCAAGAAGACGGUCGGCAUUCUGGGCGGCGGCCAGCUCGGCCGCAUGCUGACGCACCCGGCUGCGCUGAUGGGCAUCCCUCUUUUGAUUCUUGACAAGGGCGAGUUCACGCCGGCGAAGCAGACGCUGCUUGCGCCAGAGGGCGUGGCACACCCCGACGGCGCCUUCACGAGCGAGGAGCACAUCCGUGCUCUUGCGAAGGCAUGCGACGUCCUCACCGUCGAGAUUGAGCACGUCAACGCAGACGUGCUCGCCGCCGUUGUCGCUGAGGGUCUCUGCGAUGUCCAGCCUUCCCCCGGCACCAUCCGCCUCAUCCAGGACAAGUACCUGCAGAAGGCGCAUCUCGCUGCGGCCGGCAUCCCCGUCGCGCCGUUCCAGGCGCUGCCCAACCCGUCCGCCGCGGACGUCAAGGCGCUCGCGAGCAAGCUCGGCCUGCCGAUGAUGAUCAAGGCGCGGACGUUGGCGUACGACGGGCGCGGCAACGCGCCGCUGAAGAGCACAGACGACGCGGCGAUUGCCGAGGCCCUCGCGUUCCUCGGCGACAGGCCGCUGUACGCCGAAGGCUGGGCGCCCUUCGUCAAGGAGGUCGCGGUUAUGGUGGUGCGCAACGUCGCGGGCGAAGUGCGUUCGUACGACGCCGUCGAGACGGUGCACCGCGACAGCAUCCUGCGCGUGUGCUCUGCCCCGCUGCGCGCUGACGGCGCGGCGAUGCGCGGUGUCAACGAGCGUGCGCGCCAGCUCGCCGAGCGCGCCGUCGCCACGCUCGACGGCGCGGGCAUCUUCGGCGUCGAAAUGUUCCUCCUCCCCGAUGGCAGCUUGCUCCUGAACGAGAUCGCGCCGCGCCCGCACAACUCGGGACACCACACCAUCGAGGCGUGCCACACCAGCCAGUUCGAGAACCACCUGCGCGCGAUCCUCGCCCUCCCGCUCGGCGACACGGGGCUGCGCGUCCCGGCCGCGGCCAUGGUCAACGUGCUUGGCGUGGACGCGAACAUGGGCCCCGUCGAGCAGAUGGCUGACGACGCCCUCGCGGUUCCCGGCGCGACCGUGCAUCUCUACGGCAAGGCCGAGAGCCGCAAGGCGCGCAAGAUGGGCCAUAUCACCGUCACGGGCUCGAGCGACGCCGAGGUGCGCUCGCGCGUCCGCACCCUUCUCUCGCAACAGCCCGACCUCGACAAGGCGUUCAUCGACGCCGUCGCGCCCGCCUCGGAGCCGGGGCACAGCCACGGCGCCCCGCUCGUCGGCAUCAUCAUGGGCUCGGACUCGGACCUCCCCACCAUGCUCCCCGCGACCAAGAUCCUCGACAAGUUCGGCGUGCCGUACGAACUGACGAUCACGUCGGCGCACCGCACGCCGGACCGCAUGGUCGCGUAUGCGCGCUCGGCCGCGUCGCGCGGCUUGCGCGCCAUCAUUGCUGGUGCGGGCGGCGCCGCCCACCUCCCAGGCAUGGUGGCGAGUGAAACGAGCGUGCCCGUCAUCGGCGUGCCUGUCAAGGCGUCGGUGCUCGACGGCGUCGACAGCUUGUACUCGAUCAUCCAGAUGCCGCGGGGUAUCCCCGUCGCCACGGUCGGCAUCAACAACAGCACUAACGCUGCGCUCCUCGCCGUGCGUAUCCUCGGCACGUCGGUGCCGGCAUGGCAGCGCGACACGGAGGCGUACGCGCACGCUCUCGAGCAGGAGGUGUUGGACAAGGCCGACGUGCUCGAGAACAUGGGGUGGGAUAAGUACGUCAAGGACGUGCUGAAGAAGUAGAGGCGUUUCUAGAUGGUUGUGUAAUGUAUGGUCUUGCGCGG